AUGGCGACCUUCGAGGCGUACGAGCGGCAGUUCAACGGCAUCGUCGACGCUUUGUCACACGGUGCAUCCAGCGGGCGGCUGCACGAGUCGCAGCGGCGCAUCGACGACGCGGAAUCACUCAUUCUCCAGAUGGAUCUCGAGGCGCGGUCGCUUCCCCCCGCUGACCGCGCGCACCUGCUGGCGCGCCUGCGCGCGCACAAGCUCGCGCUGCUCGCCGCCAAGAAGCGCGCCGUGGAGACGGCGGGGGAGGGGGGAGUCGUGACGGGCGGGCAAGGAGGCGGGCAAGCGGGGGCCCGAGGGGUGGGGAGAGCGGAGGAGGAGAGAGCAGCGCUGCUGGAAGAUGGAAGGGACUAUGUGCCUCUAUCGGGUGCGGCGGACCAGCGGGCGCGGCUGCUGCAGGUGACGGCGCGGGUGGAGGAGUCGUCUGAGCGCGUGGCGGAGAGCCGGCGCGCGAUGGCGGGCACGGAGCAGCUGGGCGUGGCCAUCCUGGCCGACCUGCACCAGCAGCGCCAGUCCCUGCUGCGCUCCGGCGACACGGGCUUCACUGCUCGCACCUCUCUCACUGCUCGCACCUCUCUCACUGCUCGCACCUCUCUCACUGCUCGCACCUCUCUCACUGCUCGCACCUCUCUCACUGCUCGCACCUCACUGCUCGCACCUCUCUCACUGCUCGCACCUCACUGCUCGUCUGUGCUGUGCCUGUGCCGUGCCUGUGCUGUGCCUGUGCCGUGCCUGUGCCGUGCCUGUGCCGUGCCUGUGCUGUGCCUGUGCCGUGCCUGUGCCGUGCCUGUGCUGUGCCUGUGCCGUGCCUGUGGUGCCCAGCUGGAGGACGUGGACCACCAGAUGAGUCGAGCGCGGCGGGUGCUGGCGGGCAUGGCGCACAAGCUGCACCGCAACAAGUGGAUCACCGCGCUCAUCCUCUCGCUCCUCAUGCUCGCCAUCGCUGCCGUCAUCUACCUCCGCUUGCGCCACUAG
Messenger RNA from Closterium sp. Naga37s-1, 975 nucleotides. NCBI's taxonomy places the organism in Eukaryota, Viridiplantae, Streptophyta, Zygnematophyceae, Desmidiales, Closteriaceae. The record is from the annotation of a GenBank genome assembly.